UCCUUUACAGCGGGUUGCUGUGUAUGUUUUGGUGACGUUAGUUGAGGGAGAAAAUUCCCCAUAAGUUUUAGGAGUAAAGCUUAACUCUGCGACCUUUUAUAUACAAUUGGAUAACAUUUGUGUUAGUUUUUAAGUCUUAAUGUGUAACUGACAAUUAUUUUUAAAAAUGCUGCGGGAGGAAGUGAAAAAGCUGAAAGUGACCGAGUUGCGGGCCCUGUUGAAAGAGCGAGGACUUGAAGCAAAGGGCCUGAAGGCCGAGCUGGUUGUUCGGCUAAUCUCAGCGAUUGAAGCUGAGAAUGAACCCGUCAAACGUGGAGAUACUGUGGAAAAUGUUUGUGAAGAGACGAUCAAAGAGCCCCCAGAAGAUUCGUCAGCGUUUCUCUCUGUUGGACAUGAGCCGUGUGUUAGGACGCAGUCACCAGUGUGCGUUAUUUCUUCAAACACCAGCAUGAAAGAUUUUACUGAUCAAAGUACACAGACUGAGCCACAGCAGCUCUGUUCAUGUCGCCUUACCGAUGCUAGUGCCACCGCAGAGCCGCUGACCACGAGGACUUCACAGGCUGGAGAGAAGAGGUUACAGCAGAUUAACGUUGAUCCACAGCGGUCAGUCCUGAGAGAAGCUGAAGAAAAUGCAGUGUCAGGAGGCUCAUUAUCAGCCUUGGGUAUAUCUGAAACACCACAGGAGCAAGAACAGGAGCUCUAUAAUCUAUCAGAUGGACCUGAGACCGUGGACUCCACGCCAGAGGAAAGCAGAGAACCGACGAGAUUUUAUGAGGACAGAGGCAGAGAUUAUUAUGAGUUCAAAGAGGACAUUCAUUACAAUAGAGCGAAGACACCAGAGCCUGUGGAAGAGCAGCCAGAGCCUGUGGAAGAAGCUGAAGUAGAUUUUGUUCGACUGGAUUCCUAUAACUGUGACCUGCAUUUUGAGGUGGACUCUAAUGGAAGCAGUGGUCAGCCGCUCUUCUGGGAGAAAUUCCCUCUUCUGUGGUCAGGAUGUAGGAUGACCCAUGGCUUUUGUCAAGGAAAGGUCGGAUUCGAAGCCAUGUUUUUAAAGCGGCUGUCAGCACCUGCAUUAGACACAAAUAAUCACCCUGAUCUACAUGUGCUAAGAGUGGGCUGGUCUGUGGACAACACGAGUCUUCAGUUAGGAGAGGUGGAGUUGUCUUAUGGUUUUGAUGGACGGGGGAGGAUAGUAACGGGAGGAAAGGAUGAGUCCUUUGGUGAGCCAUUCACAGAAGGAGAUGUCAUUGGCUGUUAUGCACACAUCAAUGAGACGGGAGAAGCAAUACUUUCAUUUCACAAGAAUGGACGUUCUCUUGGAGUGGCGUUUCACCUGAACUCCUCUAUUCUUGGAGGUCAAGCUAUCUAUCCUCACGUUCUCUGCAAAAACUGUUCGGUUUCAGUAAAUCUCGAUCCAGAUAACCCAUGGCAUCCUUUUCCUGCUGGUUUCUGCGCACUGUCCACACUUCCUCCUGGCCAGAGGACUCGCGCACCUUUGCCAGCAGCAUCUAAAAGUGACUGUGAGGUGUUAAUGAUGGUUGGGAUGCCAGGUUCUGGUAAAACCCACUGGGCUCAAGCUCAUAUAUUGCAGAACCCAAGCAAACGAUAUGAUCUGCUGAGUACAAACUCCAUUCUGAACUGCAUGAGGGAGUCCGCUGGAGCCAAUCACAGAGAGCUGAUGCUGCAGCAGGCCACUCAGUGUGUCAGUCAACUCAUCAAAAUAGCUGCAGCCAAGAAGAGGAACUACAUCCUUGAUCAGGCCAAUAUUUAUCCAUCUGCUCAGCGACACAAGAUGCUCUGUUUCCAUGGUUACCAGCGAAAAGCAGUGGUUGUUUUUCCACCCGAUGAGGUGUGGAGGAGCCGCCUCGUACAGCGCCAGAAGCAAGAGGGCAUUGCAGUUCAGGAGACGUCUCUUCUCAAAGCCAAAGUGAGCUUCACAGUGCCCGAGCAGGGACAGCAUCUGGAGGAGGUGAUGUUUGUGGAGCUCAAUUCUGAAGAAGCCCUGAAGCUCUUAACGCAGUACAAAGAGGAAGCACGCAGACUCCUUCCCACACCUCCCAAACGCAAAAAAUACAGACAAGGAUGUCAGAAACGCCUCAUUCAUCACUGUGGACGUAGGGGAGGUCCAUACAGCUGUCGAAAUCACUACAUGUCUCAGAAAGCCCAUGGUUGGAGUUCACCUGCUUUCGGUCAGCCUUACGGAUGCAGCAGUGACCCGCAGAGAUACAGGAAUUAUUAUAGACCAUACACUGGGCAGUGGAGCUUGUGUGAGCUAACCCAGAGCUAUGGCAGCACGUAUCACAGCUCUUCAAGUUAGUUGGAGGACUCUGAUAAACCCAAAAGUUAUGUAGCAAGAAAAACAGCCCAAAUCAGAGCAUGUUUUGUUCUGAUUAGCAGAGGUUCACCUUUACUGAAGUAAUUGGCUCUAUCUGUCAGUAAUUUCAUUAGCAAAGGUCAUUGAUUAUAAUGAGUUAGCCCGAGUGCCUGAAUCCAUUUAGUUUUUAAAGGGUAGGAAAUCAAAAAUGAACAUUCAUUUUCUCAGCCUUGUGUCUGUCUUUUAGGGCGUACUCACACUAUGCUUUCCGAAGCGUACCCAUGCCCGUUUCCCGGAUCGUUUGAGAAGUGUGAGUGCUCUGAAUCGGGCUCAGGCAUGGUUCACUUGGCCGGCCCUGGCCUGGUUGGAAGAGGUGUGCCAGAGUGCGGUUCACUUGGGCUUUGGCGCAGUACGCUUAUAGUGUGAGUGAAAAGCGCACCAGAGCCCGAAACUGGAGACGUGACUUUUACAGGAUUGUUUCGUAUGGAUUUAUUAAUCGUUACUGUUCAAUGAACAAAAACUGUCGUUGAUUAUUAAAGACGCAAACCAGGGGCAUCGCUAGACCCAAUUUACUGGGGCAUGUGUCCCAAUAAAAAUCGCCAGUGCCCCAGUAAAUGCAUUGAGAUAUGAUUUACUUCAUAUGCAAGUGUAUUUAUUAGGAGUGGUAAUUCCCAAAUAAAGACGUUAUUUUCUAUGUUCAACUGAAUCAACGUUGGUGAAAGCAGUGUAAACAAAGCAAACUGACGCCGCUCGCAUGCGCUGCUCUUCUUCCAGUGCGAGUCCCGGUAGUUAACAUGCACUCCAAAAAAACUUGCUGCUCAUGCGUUGUAAAACCGGCAUAACAGCCUUUUUUGUUUUGCAAGUCGACAAAACUAAAGUUUUUAAACAAUAUGUUUGAUAGUGAUCUUACUAAGCCUCCUGAUAGAUUGUUUUUUUUUUUGUUUGAAACAAAAAGACUUAAUAAAGCUAAUUCUCUGCCAUGUGUCAAGUCUAAGACAACAGAUAAUUCUUUAAAACAUAUUUUAUUGUAUUCUAUUGAAUUGUCUAUAGAAUUUCAUUCAAAUGAAAUUAAUAUUCAUGCAAAAGAUUUCUUAGAUGUUAGCAUAUCACUCCAGUUGUGUAUAUAUAUAUUAGUAUAUCUUUUUUGAGGGUUGGGGGAAGGGGGUGCGUGCCUCAGUAGAGCUUUGUCUAGCAACGCCCCUGACGCAAACCCCUCACUGCACGGCAGCUGCACCUUCAGCAAACCUCCUAAUUCCUGCAGCAUGAGGACUUUAUGAUUGUUUAUGAGCUUCAAAAGUCGCUGAUCGGUUCGGCGAAAUAAUUGACUCUGUGUCACCGCAUCCCAAACGACUAAAACAACAAUAAAACUAAGUUAAAGAAAUCUCCACUGUGCUAAGCGAAAGCACUUACUGAACAGCGCAUCAUCAAUGACAUAAGCGUGCUCCGGCCCGAAUUUAAUAUGAGUGCGGGCCAUCGGGGGAGACGGAGAUGGGAGGGGGGACAAACGUGCUUUAGCCCGGUUCAAGCCAACUGUACAUAGUGUGAGUACGCCCUUAGCAACCUGUUAUCUUGGUGAAACACAAAAGCAGAUUGUCCAAGCUCAUCAUAUGUUACUUGACAAGCUCCACAAAGAGCAAAUAUCUACCUAAAAUGUAGUCAACACAAUGAGUUUUCUCAAUGCUUAAUUUUUAUAUAGUUUUAAAGAGUUCGUUCACCCAAAAAUACAAAUUCUGUUAUUAAUUGUGUGGUGUGCGUCACAGCACACAGUGUUCUUAAUGGCGUGCAAUAUACUGACACUGAGGAGGAGUAACACUUGAAUAAAGAGUUAUUUUUGUUAUAAGUGCACAAAAGUAUUAUCGUAGCUGGAAAAUUAUCAGAUGGAACCACUGGGGGUAUAUGUACGAAGACCCAGAAGGAACGUGAUGGUGGGGAAAAAUAUAUGGGUGAAAGAAAAAAAAAUGGGUGGGAGGAAAAAAAAAACCUGAAUGAUAGGAAAAUAUAUUUUUUAAAGUUUUUGCGUUCCCUUGCAAAACUCGUUCCACAAACUGUUUACUUUAUACAUGUCAACCCUCGGGAUUGCCGGGAUCUAUCCCGCUAUCAUCCUAUCGUUAAGUAUUUUCCCAUAUUUCUCCCAUAUGUUUAAUCUUGAAAGCACGUUGAAAUUAAUAUAAAAAUGUCUGCAUUCACUUUCUCUCUAUUUAAAGUUGUGCAUCAUUUGUCGCUCUUUCUAUGCAACCUCUGAAUCAGCGAAUGCAU
Molecule: messenger RNA, 4570 nt
Organism: Danio aesculapii
Lineage: Eukaryota; Metazoa; Chordata; Actinopteri; Cypriniformes; Danionidae
Product: heterogeneous nuclear ribonucleoprotein U-like protein 2
Exons: 14
Coding region: 167-2317 (716 amino acids)
Cellular component (GO): membrane
Molecular function (GO): protein binding
Source: RefSeq, a predicted model, not a curated record